AUAUUUAAAAUUCCUCGACUCCAAACCAAAACUCUCACUCACUCUUUUGCUCGCCUUCAGAUUCCAUCCAUGGCUACUUCCGAGUUCAAGAAGAUUCAUAUUCACAGGGACGAUAGUAUAUUUGAUGCAUAUUUGGUUGGCAAAGAAGACGCGCCUGGAAUCGUUGUUCUUCAUGAAUGGUGGGGAGUUGAUUUUGAGAUCAAGAACCAUGCACUCAGAAUUUCUAAAAUUGAAUCUGGCUACAAAGUACUUAUACCCGAUUUAUACCGUGGAAAAGUUGGUCAUGAUGCUGUAGAAGCAAAACAUUUGAUGGAUUGUCUUGAUUGGCCAUGUGCGUUAAAGGACAUCCAAGCUUCGGUUAACUGGCUCAAGUGCAAUGGCUCACGGAAGGUUGGUGUGACUGGAUUUGGCAUGGGUGGUGCUCUUGCUAUUGCAAGUUCCGUUUGUGUCGCUGAUGUUGUUACUGCUGUAUCAUUUUAUGGAGUUCCUCCUCUUCACUUUGCAGAUCCUGCUAAAAUCAAAGCACCUGUACAAGCUCAUUUCGGUGAACUUGACAAUAUUGCUGGAUUUUCGGACAAAAAGACUGCGAAAGCUCUGGAAGAAAAACUGAAGGCGUCGGGAAAGCAAUAUGAGGUACAUUUAUAUCAUGGAGUGUCACAUGCAUUUAUGAACACUUCUCCUGAAGGUGAGAAAAGGAGAAAGAGUUUAGGGAUGAUUGACGAAGACAUAACUGGUACAGCUGACGUGGCAUGGUCUCGUUUCCAAGCCUGGAUGAACCGUUAUUUAUGAGCUUGAGCUCAAUCAUAAUUGAGGUAAUAAUAAACCGAAACACCAUCUUAGGAAUCAAUGAUGUGGUAUAUUUGAUGCUAAAAUGGUGUGUGUAUUGUUUGUAAAAUCAGUUUUUUUUUUCUGUUAAGUUGUUGAUAUCAUUUCAAUUAUGUGAUGUGUAACCCUCUCGAACUAUUUGAUAUUAAAAUGGUGUGUAUAGAAAUGUUAUCUAGUGCCUAGAA
Molecule: messenger RNA, 1010 nt
Organism: Lactuca virosa
Lineage: Eukaryota; Viridiplantae; Streptophyta; Magnoliopsida; Asterales; Asteraceae
Source: the annotation of a GenBank genome assembly